GGCACUAGAGGGAGCUGCGGCCGCGCCCGCCCAGCCGCGCCGGCCCGGCCCGGAGCGCCGCCUCCCCAGCCAGCGCCGCCGCUAUGGCGGAGGACAGCGAGUCUGCGGCCAGCCAGCAGAGCCUGGAACUGGACGACCAGGACACGUGCGGGAUAGACGGGGACAAUGAGGAGGAGACGGAGCACGCCAAAGGAAGUCCUGGAGGGUAUUUGGGAGCCAAAAAGAAAAAGAAGAAGCAGAAGAGAAAAAAGGAGAAACCAAAUUCUGGAGGCACCAAGUCGGACUCGGCGUCUGAUUCCCAGGAGAUUAAAAUUCAGCAGCCUUCGAAACACAACACCAUCUGGCAGCAGAUCUCAGCGGGAGCAGCUGUGGAAUCCCAGUGUCCCCAUGCAGAAGUUGCAGGACAUCCAGAGAGCAAUGGAGCUGCUAUCCGCAUGCCAGGGCCCAGUCAGGAACAUUGACGAGGCUGCAAAGCACAGGUACCAGUUUUGGGACACACAACCGGUACCUAAACUAGAUGAAGUCAUAACAUCUCAUGGUGCAAUUGAACCAGAUAAAGACAACGUUCGCCAAGAACCAUAUUCUUUGCCACAGGGUUUUAUGUGGGACACUUUAGACUUGAGUAAUGCCGAAGUGCUCAAGGAGUUAUACACGUUGUUAAAUGAGAAUUACGUGGAAGAUGAUGACGAUAUGUUUCGCUUUGACUAUUCACCCGAGUUCCUAUUGUGGGCUCUGCGUCCACCAGGCUGGCUCCUGCAGUGGCACUGUGGGGUCAGAGUGUCUUCAAAUAAAAAACUGGUCGGGUUCAUAAGCGCCAUUCCAGCAAACAUUCGGAUUUAUGACAGUGUGAAGAAGAUGGUAGAAAUCAACUUUCUUUGUGUUCAUAAGAAACUGAGGUCGAAACGGGUAGCCCCAGUGCUAAUCCGAGAGAUCACCAGAAGAGUGAACCUGGAAGGGAUCUUCCAGGCAGUAUACACCGCGGGAGUGGUUCUUCCUAAGCCAGUGGCCACGUGCAGAUACUGGCAUCGAUCACUAAACCCCAGAAAAUUGGUAGAAGUGAAAUUUUCUCACUUGAGUAGAAAUAUGACUUUACAGAGAACAAUGAAGCUAUACAGACUUCCGGAUGUUACAAAGACUUCAGGUUUGAGACCGAUGGAACCAAAAGAUAUCAAAUCAGUUCGAGAAUUAACCAACACUUACCUGAAGCAGUUUCACCUGGCUCCAGUGAUGGAUGAAGAGGAAGUAGCCCACUGGUUCCUCCCCCGCGAGCACAUUAUUGACACGUUUGUAGUGGAGAGCCCCAGUGGUAAACUGACUGACUUCCUGAGCUUCUACACGCUCCCCUCGACGGUCAUGCAUCACCCUGCUCACAAGAGCCUCAAGGCCGCCUACUCAUUCUACAACAUCCACACAGAGACACCCCUGCUGGACCUCAUGAGCGAUGCGCUUAUCCUGGCUAAAUCGAAAGGAUUUGAUGUAUUCAAUGCACUGGAUUUGAUGGAAAAUAAGACAUUCUUGGAAAAACUCAAGUUUGGUAUAGGAGAUGGCAAUUUGCAGUAUUACCUGUACAACUGGAGAUGUCCAGGUACAGAUUCUGAAAAGGUUGGACUAGUACUACAAUAGAUGGAUAUUUUUAUUUCGAGAACUCUGAUAUCAUCAUUUGUUAAUAUUUAAUGAUGCCUGGAACUGUCAUUCCAAAGAAGAAUAAAAGCACAACUCAAGUGAAAUUGAAGUAGUCGCUAAGCAGAAAAGAGGACAAAUGUCCACCUGACACUUGUCCACACUUCUAGCUAGAAUGUUAAACUUCAUCCUUUUUUCACUAUUGACCCAUUUGUGGGAGGGAUGAAAGGCUACAAAGAACACAUUCUUGUAAUUUUCAAACUUUUGGCUGUCUCUUGAAGAGAGGUAUUUUUCCACUCUCUAGAAAAGGGACUGUUUUUCUAUGAACUAAAUAGAAGUUACAGAAUCAUGUAAGAAAAUCUUUGCUAUUGUUUGGAGACAAACUGCUGCAUUUCUGUUUCUUAAGUGAUGAUAUAUUUGUCCAUGUAACAGAACAAAAGACCCAUCUGGAAAUUUUUUUACUGGUAUUACCUUACAUGGUUUCACUGGGAACAUUUAUGGAAUCAACACUUCCGUAGCUCAGCGACAAGUGUUGGGUAUUUAAGUGUGGAGCAAUAUUAAAAUAUCCUGGUGACUAGUACAUGUAUUUCUCCAUAAGCGAAGUUGCCAGAUCAAUAAACACACAGGUUUGGACUUUGAUCUUCACCAGGUCAGUGGAUUGCUUCAAAAGCAAAGUUUUGUGCAAGCGCUCACUAAGUAUGCUCUCUGAAAGAGCCUGCGCCCGCAACUAAUGAGACUUGUCUGCUCUUCUGCAAAGAUCAGUUUCUUCUCUGCAACAUCAAGGAUAUAUGAGGAAAAGGAAAUAAAAGCUGUAAAGUCAAAAGAGAUGCCUGGUGGAACUUAUUUGUGCUAUCAGGACAUGGAUCGUUUGAAUGUUUUUAUUACUUAUGCAAGAUUGCACAUAUUCCUCUACGCUGACUUUCUCAUGAAAACUGUCAUGAGUCACGCUCAUGGAAAAUGUCUUAUUUGUAAAUAAGUGUUCAUAAUUUUGUUAUGGUGUUUUUAUCUAGAAUUUGAAAAACAAAUUGUCAUGGUGUACA
Messenger RNA from Sapajus apella (tufted capuchin), 2660 nucleotides. It is a transcript of the gene NMT2, whose product is annotated as N-myristoyltransferase 2. The transcript has 13 exons. NCBI's taxonomy places the organism in Eukaryota, Metazoa, Chordata, Mammalia, Primates, Cebidae. Bases 166 to 1623 code for a protein of 485 amino acids. Gene Ontology annotation, cellular component: cytoplasm. Gene Ontology annotation, biological process: N-terminal peptidyl-glycine N-myristoylation. Gene Ontology annotation, molecular function: glycylpeptide N-tetradecanoyltransferase activity. The record is from RefSeq and is a predicted model, not a curated record.